This is a messenger RNA of Prunus persica (peach), 883 nucleotides long. RefSeq lists its product as uncharacterized. Lineage: Eukaryota; Viridiplantae; Streptophyta; Magnoliopsida; Rosales; Rosaceae. The transcript is spliced from 2 exons. The coding region runs from base 71 to 682 and encodes 203 amino acids. The record is from RefSeq and is a predicted model, not a curated record.
UUCUUCAACCUUUCUCUCACUAAAACGUAGAGAGGGAAAGAAGACCUUUAUUGAGAUCAAAGAAAUUAACAUGGGUAAUUGCGCUAGUGAACCCAAGACCAAGGGUGAUGAUGUUGCUGGAGUCCCAGCACCCGAGCCCAAGACAGAGGAGUUGGUCCAGGGCAACGAGGUGAACCGCGAGCUGCUGCAGGAGGAGAACAAGGCUGAUGAUGGAGAUGCUCAGCAAAACAACGAUGCUGGUCAUAACAAGCAACCCUCUCUUGGGGCCUUGCUCAAGGAGGAAGAAGAAAAGACAGCUCAUGUUGCUGCAAAGCUAGAAGAAGUCGAAGAAAAGGCAAAGACCACUGAAAAGAAAGAGGAAGUAGUGGUUGAGUUGGAGAAGGCAUCUGAAGCAACACCAGUUGCAGUUACCCAAGAAGAGAAGAAAUCUGAUAUUGAGGAGAAGAAACCAGAAGUGAAAGAGACCAAACCAGAAGUGGAGGAGACCAAACCAGAAGUGAAGGAGAUUAAACCAGAAGAGAAAGUGACAAAACCAGAAGAAAAGGAUACAAAACCAGGAGAGAAAGUGACAAAACCAGAAGAGAAAGUGAUAAAACCAGAAGAGAAAGUGACAAAACCAGAAGAAAAGGAGACAAAACCAGAAGAGAAGGAGACAAAAGAAGAAAAGAAGGAGCAAAUAUGAAGACCUGCUAAGGGAGUCACUGUGGGCCUGUAAUUUCUACUACAAGACUUUAUACAAAUUUUGUGUGUUUCCAAAUGUUUUGAAGAGAAAGCUAUUAGAUUGGUUGGGGAAGAAGGAGUCUCCUUUCUUUGUUUUGGUUGUAUUUGCUGGUUUAAAUAUGGUUUUUCUUGGUGAAUCUUUUUAGUAUAUUUCACAAAUAUC